Molecule: messenger RNA, 7035 nt
Organism: Fukomys damarensis (Damara mole-rat)
Lineage: Eukaryota; Metazoa; Chordata; Mammalia; Rodentia; Bathyergidae
Gene: Ppm1h
Product: protein phosphatase, Mg2+/Mn2+ dependent 1H
Exons: 10
Biological process (GO): protein dephosphorylation
Molecular function (GO): protein serine/threonine phosphatase activity
Source: RefSeq, a predicted model, not a curated record
CCUCCUCCCCUUCACAUCCCAUUACGCCUGACUGCUAUUAACUGCAUUGCCUGGGUGACCAUAUGUCCCUCUUCCUUCCCAGAGGUGGCUGAAGCUGUCCUGGAGAAGUCGUCGCGCUUGGUGGGCGUUCCCUCUGGCCAUCCCGCAAGUACUGCUCAUGGCAGUUAUCAAAGGAUUAGGUUCCUGCUCGGAGCUGUAUUCUUCCACUACCCCAAGAAUGAGAGGGUUAUCAAUGCUGGGAAGAGCACACACAAUGAAGACCAAGCCAGCUGUGAGGUGCUCACUGUGAAGAAGAAAGCCGGAGCUGUUACCUCAACCCCAAACAGGAACUCCAAGAGACGGUCCUCCCUUCCCAAUGGGGAAGGGCUGCAGCUAAAAGAGAACUCAGAGUCCGAGGGUGUCUCCUGCCACUACUGGUCGCUGUUUGAUGGUCAUGCGGGGUCCGGGGCCGCCGUGGUGGCAUCGCGCCUGCUGCAGCACCAUGUCACAGAGCAGCUGCAGGACAUCGUGGAGAUCCUGAAGAACUCGGCCGUCCUGCCACCCACCUGCCUGGGAGAGGAGCCAGAGAACACGCCCGCCAACAGCCGGACUCUGACUCGCGCAGCCUCCCUGCGCGGCGGGGUGGGCACCCCGGGCUCGCCUAGCACCCCGCCCACGCGCUUCUUCACCGAGAAGAAGAUCCCGCAUGAAGGCCUGGUCAUCGGGGCCCUGGAAAGCGCCUUCAAGAAGAUGGACCUACAAAUAGAACGCGAGAGGAGUUCAUAUAAUAUAUCCGGUGGCUGCACAGCCCUCAUUGUGGUGUGCCUUUUGGGGAAGCUGUAUGUGGCAAAUGCUGGGGACAGCAGGGCCAUCAUCAUUAGAAAUGGAGAAAUCAUCCCCAUGUCUUCAGAAUUCACCCCUGAGACCGAGCGCCAGAGACUUCAGUACCUGGCAUUCAUGCAGCCUCACUUGCUAGGAAAUGAAUUCACACAUUUGGAGUUUCCAAGGAGAGUACAGAGAAAGGAACUUGGAAAGAAGAUGCUGUACAGGGACUUCAACAUGACAGGCUGGGCAUACAAAACCAUUGAGGAUGAUGACUUGAAGUUUCCCCUUAUAUAUGGCGAAGGCAAGAAGGCCCGGGUAAUGGCAACUAUUGGAGUGACCAGGGGACUUGGGGACCAUGACCUGAAGGUGCAUGACUCCAACAUCUACAUAAAACCAUUCCUGUCUUCAGCUCCAGAGGUAAGAGUCUAUGAUCUCUCCAAAUAUGAGCAUGGAGCAGAUGAUGUGCUGAUCUUGGCCACUGAUGGACUUUGGGAUGUCCUAUCAAAUGAAGAAGUAGCAGAAGCAAUUACUCAGUUUCUUCCUAACUGUGAUCCAGAUGGUCCUCACAGGUACACUCUAGCAGCUCAGGACCUGGUGAUGCGUGCCCGCGGUGUCCUGAAGGACAGGGGAUGGCGGAUAUCGAAUGACCGGCUGGGCUCAGGAGACGACAUUUCUGUAUAUGUCAUUCCUUUAAUACAUGGAAACAAACUGUCAUGAAAAUGACCCGGGGGACUGGGAGGAUGGAGGGGGAAGAAAACAGGGAUGCCUCUGGGCAGAGCAGAACUGGGAGGUGCCCGUCUGAGUUCAGGUGACGCAGUUUCUUCCCAGCCCGAUGGGGAGUUUGCUGCCAAAAAGCUUCUGGCUGUGCUUCAAGGUGACCCUUAGGUUUCCAUUUCUUCUUUAGUAACAGGUCUGGGCACUCAACAAGAGCAAAGCAGGGAGCCUGUUACAGAGUGUUGUAUCUCCAUUGGUUUCCUUUAUAGGCCUCCUGGGCAGCAGGUGCCCAUCUGAGAGCACAUCCAUCGUAUGUAUUUUACGUAGAGUAGCUGGGACAACCAUUUUUAGAUGGAAGAAGACCCCUCAGCCUGUCACGCUGCCACCUUCUCUCCAGGUGCAAAGUGCUGCAUUGGAAAGUUGGGGGAGUCACACCUCAAAGUAUAAGAACCUACCUUCUAGGAAGCUCGAGAUUUAUUUCAGGGAUUGCUGUCUUGCCCUUCCUUCCCCCACCUCUUUCCUUCUGUUUCUCUUUAUUUUGUGGUGAUGGUAGGGGAAGGCUGGGAUUUUUUUUCUUUCCAACAUUCCUGAAAUCUUUCUUGUUUCCCUCACAGGGAAUAGGACUGGGACUUUCCAACUCCUUGCUGAGGAAUUUCUGUGUUAAAGUCCAGCCCAGGCUGGGUUGUCCACAUAUCCUGUGGCCCGCACCACCCAGGCAGCCAUCUGGAGCAGUGCCCUGCAUGACACUGUGUCUUUGUUGUGUAACAUAUGUUCCUGAGUUGCAUUUUCUCACCAAAUCCAUGUGUUUUCUUGAAAAUAGGGUUGUUCCUUUGGACCACUAGCUCCUCUGUUAUCUUGAGCAGUCUCCUUGGGCAGCUUGAGGUCUCACUGAGAGAAUCUGGAUUUUCAUUUCUGGAAUGGUUGGCUUCUCUCGCCUGCUGUGUCAUGGGGAUCAGUAUAAAGCAGUGUUUAAUGGAACAGGUUAGGAAGCUCUUGUAUCAGUGAGUUUGUCAUACCUCAUUUUAGGACAGUUUCAGAUUCAGGUUUCUUGGAUUAUGACUGUCCUCCAGCUCACUCCAAGCAAAGUAUGUCUAUCAGAGUUCUGUGAGCCAUAGAAAAUCUCUUUCCAUCAUCUUUGAGAAAGGCCCACUCAGGACGGCACUUGAAUAAAAGUGAAUUUGAAGUUGAGUCCUUCUCAUGCUAUCCUCCCUGCUCCUUUUCCAGAAAGUCAUGCUGUAGCUCCCUAAAAAUGGAGACCCUUGUUCCCACAGGGGAUCCACCUCUGUUUGCCUCACCCGCACAACAGUAGCAGACACCCCACCACCAUGAACACCCACUAUUUCUGUGCCAGGAGGAAGGAAUGCCAAGUCAAAAUCUCUUUCAUCUCCUGGGAGAUUGCUCCUGUGUACUGGAGGACCUUGUAGAGCAUUUAAAUGCAUACUUCUGUCUUUAUAGGCCUUAUGGGGUAUCAUCACCAUUUUGUGUAAUUCCAACACUCUCCCAACCCAAUAAAGAUGGAGGUCAUUUGUGUGACUCCACAAAAGUGCUGGACAGUCAAUUCUAGCUCUUGUGUUUGUUUAAAUUCCUAUCCCAGAGGAGAGGAUAGGAACCUUUCCUCCAGGUAGUAAGUCACCUACUUCCCUGGAGUUGUAGGUAUUUUUGUAGGACAGAUCUGGAACCUUCCUGCUCAGGAAUGAACUUGUUGCACAGUGUUGAAUCAAUGCCCUGUCUGGCAGGUAAAAUACUAUGGGAACUUUCUCCAUCAGGUGUUUGCCAACAUGUUGCCUGAGAAGAAAUGGGCUUUUACCUUGUCGGGAGCCCUUUUCAUCAGACAGCAUUCCCCACUUCUUCAGGAAACUUUAGCUACCCCCAAACAUCUCUCUUAGCAGUGGUCUGUGGUAAAUCAUUUUCUUCCCUGGCAGAAUAUGAUGCCAUGGGAACACUCUCAGGCACCAUACAACAGUGUGGUCCCCCUUCUGCUCCUGCACUGAUUCUUAAAGUCACAUAGAAAUUGGAAACUUGAAAAAGUCUUUCAUGAGGACCCCGUGCUGCCUUCUUUGGGAUCCUUCCCAUUGCUGCCCUCUUUUUCUUCUCCUCCCUCUUUCUUUCUCUUUUACUUCUUCUUUCUUCUCUUCCUCUUCCUCCUUGCCCUUAUUUUCUGCUAUACUGGACCUCUCUCUGGGCCCUACCUUGAUCUUCUCCAGUCUUUCAUAAGUUCUCAGAGUCAGAAUUUCAAUGCAGAUGUCCUGACAACUUUCUAUUCAGUUCACCAUUUCCUUUACUGCCAAGGCAUGUCUCAGGAAAAACUCUGGAAACCUCUCAUUUAAAUAAUCCUAAAACCUUGAGCAUUUAGUCCUGCUGGUUUUAGUAACAAAGGUAGCUAGGAAUUCUUUUCUUAAGUAUUCUUGGAUAGAAAGAUUAUAAUAGCAAUCUAAAGCCAUGUUUGUAUUUGGGGGAUAGAAGAAAGACUAUAAGUGAGGUGUAUAAAUCAAAAGCUGAAAAAGUAAUUUGUUAAUGCCCAUGGCAGGGCUACCCAGCACUGAUAUUGCUCUGUGAAUUGAGCUUAUUCCACUUGGCCUUAUUUUUCACCCAGGGCCCAAGUUACCCAUCCCACAAUAGUAACCAUCUAUGUAACAGCUUAGCCAUUGGAGCAUUCUUGGAAAGGUCAAAAAGCUCACUCAGAAUUCUGCAGAACGUAUUUAUAUGUGGUUCUGAAAUCUUGUGUAUCUGACUUAUACCCAAAUCUGCUUGUCCUGAUAGCCUCAGAGGAAGUCUUGUGUAAUUGAAAGUGUUUGAUUUCCUAGCUUGGUCUUUAUGGUUGUCCUGGGGGUUACCUUUAUUGAAAGGCUCUUUCAGCUCAAAAUCUCUUUGCUAGGCUGAUCCCUGGUCUUUGAACUAGUUGGCAACACUCUUCCUUAGAGUGUGAACUCACAGUCCGGCCAUCCUCUACAGCAUCUUGCCAGACAACCCCACCAAAACUUCAUCUUGUAACAUCAGGAGUCAGGGCGGUGCCAGCAGUCAGGUGGAGGGAGUUCUGCUAUGGCAGAAACUCCUGCUUCCGAGGCAGGAAAAAAGAGUUGAGAAUGUGUCUAGGCUAAGCACUUACCAAUCUAAUGGGAGCUUAAAAAGUGAGAACUUCCAUUCUUUUCAACAGUAUUCAGCUUUGCAGAGUCUGGAGUGUUCAUUUUUAAAAUUCCUAGCAACUUACCUCUGUGAAGUCAGCGGUGCCCACAGUCUCUCACUCUCUUCUGUCAGUAUUUAUUUAUCUUGAGGGAGGAAUUACAGCCAUAAGUAGGUAUUGGUGGGCAAGAAUGAGUCCCAGGACCCAGAUUUAGACCCACAUGUUAGCCAUUUGGACAAGGUUUUCAGUGUACCAGAAACACCAGUGUGGAAUCACUUGGGGAAAGUCUCCCUUAUCUUUAUCAGUCGGAUCCUCCUCUUGCUGUCCCUUUCCUUGUCUCCGUUCCUACCUCCUUCCUCAUCUGCUUAUCCACCAUAACCGUAAGGCCACAGUAGUGGUUUUCUUUCCACCAGUUUGAGGAUCUAACUUUUCCUUAAGAGAUCCACCUUUUUCAGAAUAUGUUAAGCUUUGAUAGGAUUUUCAUUUAAGUAGGUUAGUGCUUCUGGAGCAAAUGGAGAAAGCAGUGAGAUUCAUUGUCUAUGCAAACCAGACUGACCCUAAAAGUUACCAGAUUUAAGCAAAGAGUAAAACAGAGUCUUACGUUAAGAACUUGGAUUUUGAUGACAUACAAGAGUGGAGAAGUGGAGCAGCCUGCACAGCACAGCCCACCUCUCCGAAAACUUGGGUUUUGCAUGGCAUUCACCAAUAUAUAUACACUGGGAUUUUCAAAGGACACUACGUGAGUACCCUGACUCGUUUCUGAUGUGAGCCCCAUGGCUCUUCAGCAGAUGUGUCAGUUUGGGAAAGACUGCUCUUUCUGAUCCACAGUAUCAUUUGUGUAAAUAGCUUUCAUUUUUUCUGUGUGUCUUAGAUAAAGUUUUGUUCAUGUAGCAACCAGGUAGACAUUGACCAAAUAAGGUUGUACAUGUGUUGUUGUUUCCACUGUGAUGUACCUGAAGGAGAGCCUUGUGUCCUCUACUUUUGUGAUCACCUAUGAGUACUUUAUGUUUGUUUGGGGAGUCCUUAGAUUCUUUUCACUCCUAUUUUGCCUCCAGACUUCUUUGUAUCUUUGGAGACUCGAGGAGGCCCAUGGUGAAGAUCGUUUGUAAGGAAUACAUAUGUUAUGGUCUGCGUUUCCAAAACUACCCUGCCUACAGUGAAUUAAGAGCAAUCUGCCUGAAAAUGGUUUCAGAACCAUGUACCUUUAUGCUUUGUGAUUGUGAAACGUUGACUUUUGUAACCCAAAAAUGAAAACUGUUUAGUAAAGGGGAUCUAUUUUGUGUGUUUUAAAAUUUAGGUGCAAUGUCCCCUGGGAAAAGCUAAAGAACUGUAUAUGUUCAAUGACAUUUUAAAAUAAAAUACUAUAUAUAUGUACAUAGGACAUCUUUAGCAAAACUUUUGGAUCUCUUAUUUGAAUCCACCGUGAAAUUUCUUCAUAUUGUGUGAUGGAAUGGUACGGGAGCAUCCUGAAUUAGUGUGAGGUUAUCAUCUAUAAAUGCUGACUCAGAAUGAAAAAGAGGAAGGGUUGGUUGCCAGUACUGUAAGCCUUCACAGAGUACCAGUGAGGGCCAAGACAUGUCAACUAUGUCUGUAGCAGAACUACCAUGCAUACAGCAUGUAUAAACACACCAACAAUUCAGAGAAAAGAAUUACUCCUAAGAGGGAUUAUUAAGUAAGAAGGCAAGUGUCUAAUCUUGCUGGAGGCAGUACAAAUCAAGACUUCCCUAAUCACUUGAGCACUUUAAAUUCUUACAAAGUAUUGGUAAAAUGUACUGUCUUAUAGAGACAAGUUACCCUAACACUUGGGGUGAGGCAUCAAACAAUGCUAAUUCUGCUUUGCUGUAGAAUCCCAUAAGUUAAAAGUAAUCUAGAAGAUGUCAACAAAAUGUUUUUAGAAAUGAUAAAAGUACAAGCAUUCUCCCUUAUCAGUGGGAAAUAUUUUCCUAGACUCCUAGUGGCUAAAAACGUAGACAGUACUGAAACAAUUGCUAUGUUUUUUUCUGUACAUACUUAUGAUAAAGUUUUUGAUUUAUAGACCAAGUACAGUAAGAUUACUCACAAUGACUAAUAACAUUGAGCAAUUUUAACAAGUUAAUAAAGGUUAUGAAUUGUUUAUUCUUGGAAUUUUUCACUUAAUAUUUUUGGGCUGCAGUUAACCACAGGUAACUGAAAUGAUGAAAGAGAAAACUACAAAUAAAGGAGGACCACUGUAUUAAUUUGCAAAAAAAAGCUAAAUGUAUAUUACAGUUUAUCUGAAACUUAGAACAAUAAAAGACAGUCAUGCUAGAAUGAUUUUACUGCCAGGCUUCCCAAGCUCUUUCACUUUCAUCUGUACCUUAAUGCUUCUGAUUCUUCCUCAUCCUCUGCUCAGUAAUAGAAACCAAUGGAAAGGGUUA